AUGUCGGGCUAUGAAACAGCAGUUCGCGGAACUCUGAAGCUGAAGCGACACAGCGAAGCCAUCGCGGCUGACGAGAAGAAACGCCGGAAAAAGAAGAAAAAUAAGGCGAACAACGAGGAGGAAACAGGACCAGCAGUAGCUGAUCUGCCCCCAGAGCUUGCAGAUGACCCCGAAGCUGUUGCUGCAGCAGCAGCAAUCCAGGAGGGCAAGAAGCCUGCAGACGCAAUCCUUAGUGCCAAAGACGGUGCAGCAGCAGGAGCAGCAGACGCCGGAUCAGAAGCUGCUGCUUCCCCUGAAGAAGCAUCCGCAGCUGCACAAACUUCUGCACAAGACGAGGGAGAAGAAAGAUCGAAAGCAAGGACAGACAGCCGCAGUCGCAGCAGAGAUCCAUCCAAACCCUCAGACGCAGCGGAUGAAUUGGAGGCCUUCAUAGCUGAGAUGAAUCCGCGCUGGACUCCGGCGGAAAGGGCAUUCUAUUUGGCUCGGAAGGCGCGAGAGGCAGAGAGAAUCAAGAAGCAACUGGAGCUGACACACCGGCAGCGGAUGGAGAAGUUCAACAAGCACUUGGCUUCGCUUUCUGAACGCGAGCUGCAGAAGCAGCUUUAA
This is a messenger RNA of Eimeria tenella, 606 nucleotides long. RefSeq lists its product as uncharacterized. Lineage: Eukaryota; Apicomplexa; Conoidasida; Eucoccidiorida; Eimeriidae. Gene Ontology annotation, cellular component: nucleolus. The coding region runs from base 1 to 606 and encodes 201 amino acids. The record is from RefSeq and is a predicted model, not a curated record. The transcript has 3 exons.